Messenger RNA from Neoarius graeffei (lesser salmon catfish), 6196 nucleotides. It is a transcript of the gene abtb3a, whose product is annotated as BTB (POZ) domain containing 11a. NCBI's taxonomy places the organism in Eukaryota, Metazoa, Chordata, Actinopteri, Siluriformes, Ariidae. The record is from RefSeq and is a predicted model, not a curated record. The transcript has 17 exons. Gene Ontology annotation, cellular component: nucleosome. Gene Ontology annotation, molecular function: structural constituent of chromatin; DNA binding; protein heterodimerization activity. The coding region runs from base 238 to 3306 and encodes 1022 amino acids.
CAAACUGCGCGCACGAAGUUGGAGAGGCGCUGAGACUCUGGAGGAACAUCUGCCUGUUGACUGUCAAAGGACGUACCGGAGCUGGUCCAUUCCAGCUGUGCGCCACGUUAAAAUCUCUCUCUCUAUAUAUAUAUAUAUAUAGUGACAUUGUAUUUGCGCGUGAAUGUAGCCAUAUUUUUCCGCAUUCAUUCCGUUCAACGCAAAGCAAGGCGCAGCCUAUAAUAAUGAAGUGCAGCCAUGGCAGGCAAGGGUAAGGCAGCUGCGAGGACGCUGGAGGAUUUGACGCUCGAUUCCGGUUAUGGUGGAGCAGCGGACUCGUUUAGGUCGUCCAGCGUGUCGCUUUGCUGCUCCGACACGCACCCGUCGUUCCCGCAUGGGGGAAACUGCUGGCAUCUGACCGAAUCCAUGCACAGCAGACACAACAGUCUGGACACGGUGAACACCGUGCUGGCGGAAGACACAGAGAUCCUGGAGUGCUCGGGCCAGUGUGCCAAGCUGCCCGAGCUUGAGGAGGUACCGUGGAGCGUGGCUGAGGUGGAGGGCGCGCUGCGUAAGGACGAGGAGAUGGUGCGCACAGCCGGCGCGUCCCGCGACAUCGUGGCGAAGCUGUCGGCGCUGCUGAGCCGCGCGCUGGUCAGGAUCGCCCGCGAGGCGCAGCGCCUGAGUCUGCGCUACGCCAAGUGCACCAAGCACGAGGUCCAGAGCGCCAUCAAGGUGGUGCUGUCAUGGACCAUCUCUGCCAACUGCGUGAGCGCUGCGCUCGGUGCGCUCUCGCUCUACAACAUGAGCACGGGCGAUCGCUUCAGCCGGGGCAAGUCAGCCCGCUGCGGUCUCGUCUUCUCCGUCGGGAAGUUCUUCCGAUGGAUGGUGGACAGUCGUGUGGCCUUGAGGAUCCAUGAGCACGCCGCCAUCUACCUGACCGCCUGCAUGGAGACCCUUUUCCGCGAGGUGUUCGGUCGCGUACAGACAAGCGCGCUCGUAGAGAAGGAGAACGGAGUUCCCAAGCUCACCGUCGAGUCCCUGGAACAAGCCAUCAACAACGACUCAGAGCUAUGGGGUCUGCUGCAACCCUACCAGCAUCUCAUCUGUGGCAAAAACGCAAGCGGUGUGCUGAGCCUGCCGGACAGCCUGAAUGUACACCGUGAUCAGCAAAGAGCGGGGAAGAAUGCAGAAGGUCAUGUGUUCACCCAGGCUGAACUGCGCACCAUUGAACAGUCUCUCCUGGCCACCCGUGUGGGAAGCAUUGCUGAGCUAAGUGAUCUGGUGUCUCGCGCCAUGCACCACCUCCAGCCCCUCCACAUCAAGAGCCCAAGCAACGGCACGCCGGUGCACCAGAACCGCGGAGGACCCAUCCACUGGGAACCGGAGGCUCUGUACACCCUCUGCUACUUCAUGCACUGUCCCCAGAUAGAGUGGGAGAACCCCAAUGUGGAGCCCUCCAAGGUCACCCUGCAUACAGAAAGGCCGUUCAUCGUGCUGCCUCCGCUGAUGGAAUGGAUCCGGGUGGCUGUAGCGCACACUGAGCACCGGCUCAGCGUUUCUGUAGACAGUGACGAUGUGAGACAAGCCGCCAGACUGCUCCUGCCCGGAGUGGACUGCGAGCCGCGGCAGCUCAAAGCAGACGACUGUUUCUGUGCCACACGAAAGUUGGACGCAGCCUCCACAGAGGCCAAGUUUCUGCAGGACCUGGGCUUUCGGAUGCUCAACUGUGGUCGCACUGAUCUCGUCAAGCAAGCGGUCAAUCUGUUAGGACCUGACGGCAUAAACAGCAUGAGCGAACAGGGAAUGACCCCGCUCAUGUACGCGUGUGUCCGUGGUGACGAGGCCAUGGUACAGAUGCUGCUGGACGCCGGGGCUGAUAUCAACAGCGAGGUUCCCAGCUCAAUACACAGACACCCCUCAGUUUAUCCUGACACCAGGCAGGGGGCUCCACUCACUUUCGCCGUGUUGCACGGACACGUCCCUGUCGUGCAGCUGCUACUGGAUGCUCGGGCCAAUGUGGAGGGGGCCUUGCAAGAUGGAGCUGAGAACUACGCUGAAACACCGCUCCAGCUGGCUUCUGCUGCAGGCAAUUUUGAGUUGGUCAGUUUGCUUUUGGAGAGGGGAGCAGACCCCUUAAUUGGAACCACUUACCGCAAUGGCAUCACUUCUGCUCCUUUAGGGGAUAUGAACUCAUACAGCCUUGCUGCAGCGCAUGGGCACAGGAACGUUUUCCGGAAGCUUCUGUCCCAGUCGGAGAAGGACAAAGGCGACAUGAUGUCUCUAGAAGAGAUCCUGGCUGAGGGCUCAGAGGCUGGCGGCGAGAAACGAACAAGCCACUCAGAGGGCACACUGCGCACAGGCAAGGCGAAACUGAGGGCCCUCCGAGAGGCCAUGUACCACAGCGCCGAACACGGCCAUGUGGACAUUACCAUAGACAUCCGCAGCUUGGGUGUGCCAUGGACUCUGCACACAUGGCUGGAGUCUCUGAAGACGUGCUUUCUGCAGCAGCGGCGGCCGCUGAUCCAGGGCCUGCUUAAAGACUUUAGCUGCAUCCAGGAGGACGAGUACACCGAAGAACUCAUCACGCAUGGCCUACCGCUCAUGUUCCAGAUCCUCCGAGCUAGCAAGAACGAAGUCAUCAGCCAGCAACUAGCUGUAAUCUUCACCCAGUGCUAUGGGCCAUUUCCAAUCCCCAAGCUGACAGAGAUCAAAAAGAAACAAACCUCACGACUGGAUCCACAUUUCCUGAAUAAUAAAGAGAUGUCAGAUGUGACGUUCCUGGUGGAGGGAAAACCAUUUUAUGCCCACAAGGUGCUGCUCUUCACAGCAUCGGCGAGGUUUAAGUCGCUGCUCUCCAAUAGGCCCGCUGCAGAGAACACAUGCAUUGAAAUCAGUCACGUCAAGUACAACAUUUUUCAGUUGGUGAUGCAGUACCUGUACUGCGGUGGCACUGAGUCACUGCACAUCAGAAACACUGAAGUCAUGGAGCUCCUGUCUGCAGCCAAGUUCUUCCAGCUUGAGGCCCUCCAGCGACACUGUGAGAUCAUCUGCUCCAAGAAUAUCACCAUAGAAACGUGCGUGGAUAUUUACAAACAUGCCAAGUUCCUGGGGGCCACAGAGCUGUCAACGUUCAUCGAAGGCUACUUUCUGAAGAACAUGGUGCUCCUGAUUGAGCUGGAGAACUUUAAGCAGCUCCUGUACGAGAUACCCGCUGAAAGCCCCGGCCCAGGCCCUUCCUACGACGUGCUCCAUGAUCUGGAACGAACCCUGGCCGCUCGCAUCCACUCCAUCCAUCUCUCCUCUUCCAAGGGCUCCAUUGUCUGAUCGCUUGUCUGAUCCAGUGCAAGAUUUCACCCAUUUUGGCCUGCUGUGACACUUUGGAUUCAUUGCAGGCUCCUUUUGAUGUCGUUGGCUGAUUUCUAGGAUGAAUGUGUGUGAGCAGUUUUGACAUCCACUGAUCUGUACCAAAAGGUUGCAGGUCUUUUUUUUUUUUUAAUUAACUUCAGAGGCAAAUGUGCCAUUUCAUGGGAACAUUAUGUGUCGUGCAAACACUUAACCAGCAUUCUGACAUGGAAUCGCUGGGCAAAAUCAGACAUGUUACCACUAAAGAUGUCAUCUUCACUCUGCUUAAGCUCUUGUGGACACUGCAGAUCAGUCAAUAAGGGAAGAACCAUGAACUUGGCAUUUAGUCACUGCAUUUCCAUCACAUUAUCUUUCCUUGAUCACUUUUCCAGCAUCAGAUAAGAAAAUAUUCAGUAAAAUUUUCCCUUACACCAUUUACAUUCAAGAUAAAGAGCACGUCAAUUACAAACGCUCUAAUUACAGACUUAAAAGCGAAACCAUUUUAGCCAAUUUGCUUUAUUUAAUUAUAAUACACCUUUUAUAUCAAUGUGCCAUUCAGAAACGAUAUAGAAGCAAUUUAUUUACAAUAUGACUUGUUUAGGUUUACAUUAUUUGUAGCAGUAGAUACGGUUUAGUCUGGAAAUGUGGAUUAGUCCACAAAUUAGUUUGCAAACAGUGUAAAAGUGGGAGGAAAAAAAAAAAAAAACACUAGCGCACACAACAGAUUACAGAAUGUUUGUAUAGCAGGAUUUUUCAUUCGGCAUCUCAUCUUAUUUAACGAUAGACAUGGUCUGUAGUUAAGAAGCAGUUUGUCACACUGCCCUUGCUAAUUGUGCUCUUCUAGGUAACACAUCGUCCUCACUGUAGGAAGUCCUGUGCUCCAUGUCCCGCUUCCUUUCCACCCAGUUUUAAUGACUUAUGAAACCACCACUGUGCUUAGUACACUGAAAACUGAGCAGCUCAUCCUUGCCUUGAGGUUGUGUAAAAUCACUAUUCUAUUUCAAUAAACUGCAUGGGCCCUUUGCAGCCUUUACAUUUUGUAAUAAAAAAACAAACAAACAAAGGGAAUUUAAAAAAAAAAAAAAACAGUGCUAUCGAAUGCCAUCAGUAUGUCAUUAAAGGACGACUCUUCUUAAAUUCCAAACUGUGGACGCAAAGUGUGUGGGACUCACUACCGUUCAAACGAUGGCCGUUUCAUGGAAUGCGAAUGGAAAAAUAUUUACAGGAAAUUGCCAACACACUGGUCAAUACUACUAGGACUCUACAAAGUGUACAUACUGUACUGCGAAUCCAUGUCUGCACCUCUGCUUUGGUUAUAUGUGAUCUCAAGCUCAAGCGUUGCUGUUUUGUGUAAUUCUCUCAUUGCCAAAUUGCAUGUCUUGUGUUUUUGUUAGGAUUUUUUAUUUUUUUUUAAAUUCCGUUUUAUUUUUGUGUCUCCUUCACUGUGGGUGUUAAACUGUCCUAGGACUGUAAUACCAGCAUGUGUGUACGUGUGUGUGCGCACGCACGUGCGUGUGUGUAGGCACACACUGAACCCAAAGUAACUAAUGUAUAGGAAAAAUAAUAAGGCACUUCAUCCAAAGAACAUCUGAAGUUACUGCUAGCAUCAGAAGAAAUUCAAGACGAUGGUCUGUUUGUCCAUUUUAGUCUUUGUUAUAAUUUGCACCUGUAACGGCAACCCAGUAAUCCCAGUAUAUUGUGUAUUAUAUACAUCGAGCACAUAAAAUCUAAUGUUGGUAUGCAACGUUUAAGAAAAGGAAAAUGUAGAGAGAUUGAACGAUGGAUUGAAAAUUAAGUUUUGUAAUUAAGUAACAUGAACAGUUUAUGUAUCAAGAGCUGUACAUGACAGACUGGAAUGUUUCGUGGGCUGAGAAGGUUGCUUAAUCUUCCUGUUUCCGAUGUGUAAUAAGAGAUUUAACAGAAUUAAAAGAGUUUAUACAUAUGUAGCUAACAAAGGGAUGAUAUCGUGAUGCAAAUAAUUAUAAACUGUGAAGAUUAUUUUAUUUGAAAUCAUAGUAGCUUUAUUUUCUUACAAUAUAUGUCAUAUUGUUAGACUCCUUUCAGAUGUUUUGUUGUAGCUAAGACAAUCGUAUAUUUUUCCCCCCUCUCCAACACCCUCAAUUUUCAGUCAAAUGUCAAGUGUUUUUCUCAUGUACGUGUGCCAAAAUGUAUCGCAAAAGGUUCAACACAAGCAAACCCAUGGACAUGCAGUGAUUUACAAAACGGAUACGGUCAAGGAGUCCAUGUUUUAACUUUUUUAAUCUCUUGAUGGCUUUUUGUUCAUUGCUCUUGCUAGAACUGAAGUUGUGAAAGCAAUAUUGCACAUAUAAUCAACUCUUAAGAAAGAUAUGAUUUUUGUUAUUGUUGCAUAUGCCGGAUACUGGGAAUGGUUGUCUUUCUAGGUCUUUAUUGAUUAGUGGACUAGUCCUGUAGUUCAGUACUACACUAAUUACUUAUUCACUGAGGACCAGUAAAAACUAGAGGCCAUUGUGGUUGUUAGUGGAUCCUUAAAACAAACUUCUUCAGACAAAAUAAUAACUUGCUCCUUGUGUCUUGGCUUUGACUUUUAUCUGCUUUGGCUGCUAUUAAGACAUGCUUACAGACAACAUGGCUCUGCGCCGUGGUUUUCUUUGAUGUCUCUAUUACACAAAACUUGCAUGCUUUGACUGAAUCUGAGGGACUUAGUUUGCUAUCCUUAUUUCACUUGAUUGCAAAAUUGUACAUUGUACAAAGGAUACAUAUAUAGAAAUAUAUCUAUUAAAUUUAGUGUAAAUAUAAGGGAUGUGAUUGACCAUCAUUGGAGAAAAAAAAAAGAAUGUCACUUCUGCUACAGUGCAAUUGUUCAAUGACAUGCGUUUGUGUACAGCCAAUA